AUGGAUAGAUUUGGAGAUGAGGGCAGUAAUGAAGAGUCCGCCAAUCUUCAGGAUCGUAAACCAUUUGGUGCAAAUCCAACAGGAGAAGCUGUAUUUGAUGCAUCACAAUAUGAAUUUUUCAGUAACAAUCUAGUUGAGAAAGUUGAUCUUGGGGGAUUAGAAGAUGAAGAGGAUGAUCUCCCUGCGGUUGCAUUUGAUGAAGAAGGGUUUCAACUUGACAGAGAUGAGGUUGAAGCCAUGGGAUCUUUAUCUGAAAUUGAUGAUCUAGACAACACAUUUUCAAGGUUAAACAAAGUUGUCAGUGGGCCAGGAAUUGCAGGAGUUGUUGGUGGUGGGGGGUCCAGAGGAAGUUCAUCUGCUACUGAAUGGGCACAAGAGUCCAGUUUUCCGAUUUGGUUUGAUCACCAUGCUUUUGAUGCUGCAAGCACUGAGGAAAGCAAAAGAUGGUCAUCACAGCCAUAUUCUUCCUCUAACCGCUUCAUGGAAUCCAAAUCUUUGUACAGAACAUCUUCACACCCUGAACCACAGCAUCAGCUCCCGUAUGAGCAUCAACAGCAACUCCUACGACAUCACUAUUCUAUUGAAGCGAAUCUUGUUCCGAAGAUGCCAUUCACUUCAUAUCCUCCCACAGAUGGCAGAUCACAGCAGGCUUCAGGAAGUAGUCAAUCUAGCCACCCGAAUCUUGCAUAUCGCCCAGGUGGGCACCAAAUGGCAGCUGCUUCGCCCAAUAUUUCUUCUUUCUCUAAUCCUCAGCUUCAUAUGAAUGCCUUUCCUCACGGGCCACUGUAUGGAGGAAAUAUGCCUCAGGUAACUCAUGGCCUGCCAGUUAAUAGUCGACUCCAGAACCAGUGGGGGAACCAACCUAGUUUAUAUCCUGUAGAGCAUCCUGGCCUUCCAAACAACAUUUUGCAGCAACAGCAGCUACCCCAUCAAAAGGGUUUAAUGCCUCCACAGCUGCACUCCCAGCCACACAGAGUUCAGCAUCCGUUUCAGCCAUCCUUUGGCCAUCUAUCGGGGCUGCAGCCUCAACUUCACAAUCCUCAAAUUUCUGCAUCACCACCUUUGAUAAAAAACUCUGAGAUGCUUGGAUUAGCUGAUUUGAGAGAUGCAAGGGCUAUUUCAAUGCUGAGAAGUAGACAGGGUAUGCGAUAUUCUCAACAUGGUUUCGAAUCCGGUAACCAAAAGAGUGAUAGCAGGUGGCCAAAAUUCAAUUCCAAGUACAUGACAGCCGACGAAAUUGAAAACAUUGUGAGAAUGCAGCUUGCUGUUACUCAUAGUGAUGAUCCUUAUAUUGAUGAUUAUUACCAUCAAGCUUGUCUGGCCAAAAAAUCUUCUGGUGCAAAGUUGAAACACCAUUUCUGCCCAACUAAUCUGCGUGAUAAUUUUUCCAGGGCUCGUUCUAACAAUGAGCCACAUGCAUUUCUCCAGAUUGAUGCUCUUGGGAGGCUUUCCUUCUCUUCAAUUCGCAGGCCCCGUCCACUUCUUGAAGUUGAUUCCCCAAAUUUACCCGGCAGUGGUAAUGCUGAAUUGUUUGAGAAGCCUUUGGAACAGGAGCCAAUGCUUGCGGCUAGAGUGACCAUUGAGGAUGGCAUUUCCCUCCUCCUUGCUGUUGAUGAUAUUGAUAGAUUCCUACAAUUUAAUCAGCUCCAAGAUGGUGGGGCCCAGUUAAGGCAAAGGAGGCACAUCCUGUUAGAAGGUUUGGCAUCAUCGCUUCAGCUUAUUGAUCCUCUUGGAAAAAAUGGCCACGCAGUGGAUUUGGCUCCUGAAGAUGAUCUUGACUUCUUAAGGUUAGUUUCUCUUCCUAAGGGCCGGAAGUUCCUAUCAAGGUAUCUUCAACUUCUUUCUCCGGUUGAUGAACUCACUCGAGUAGUUUGCAUGGCCAUUUUUCGUCAUUUGAGAUUCUUGUUUGGUGGCCUUCAUGAUGAUCCUAGAGCUUCUGAACCGAUGAUCAACCUUGCAAGAGUAGUGUCAUCUUGUGUCCACAGUAUGGAGCUUAGAGCUCUUGCUUCCUGCCUUGCAUCCGUGGUUUGUUCAGCUGAGCAUCCUCCUCUGCGCCCCAUUGGAAGCCCCAAUAGAGAUGGGGCAUCUGUCGUUCUCAAAUCUGUUCUUGAGAGGGCAACUGAGCUCCUGACAAACCCUCAUGCUGCUACCAACUGUGGCAUUUCUAACAGAGAAUUUUGGCAGGCCUCUUUUGAUGCAUUCUUUGGUCUCCUCACAAAAUACUGCUUUAAUAAAUAUGAUUCUGUUAUGCAAUCCUUCCUCGCCCAAGCCUCACCAGAGACAGCUACUCUUGGGUCUGAUGCAACCAGAGCCAUCAGUAGAGAGAUGCCGGUUGAGCUCUUACGAGCUAGUCUUCCUCAUACAAGUGAGCCUCAGAGAAAACUGUUGCUGGAAUUCGCACAGCGGUCCAUGCCCAUGUUGGGUCUUGGGGGUCAGGGCGGAGGGAGUGGUGGCUCUUGA
Fraxinus pennsylvanica is the source of this 2460-nucleotide messenger RNA. NCBI's taxonomy places the organism in Eukaryota, Viridiplantae, Streptophyta, Magnoliopsida, Lamiales, Oleaceae. The record is from the annotation of a GenBank genome assembly.